CCCGGGGCGCCUACCUCGCCGGCGCCGGGCCCGGGAGCGAUGACAUCGACGGGGAAGGACGGCGGCGGGGCGCAGCACGCGCAGUAUGUGGGGCCCUACCGGCUGGAGAAGACGCUGGGCAAGGGGCAGACAGGCCUGGUGAAGCUGGGGAUCCACUGCGUCACGUGCCAGAAGGUGGCCAUCAAAAUCGUCAACCGGGAGAAGCUCAGCGAGUCUGUGCUGAUGAAGGUGGAGCGGGAGAUCGCCAUCCUGAAGCUCAUCGAACACCCUCACGUCCUGAAGCUGCACGACGUCUACGAAAACAAAAAAUAUUUAUACCUGGUGCUAGAACACGUGUCGGGUGGGGAGCUCUUUGACUACCUGGUCAAGAAGGGGAGGCUGACCCCCAAAGAGGCCCGAAAGUUCUUCCGGCAAAUCAUCUCGGCGCUGGACUUCUGCCACAGCCACUCCAUAUGCCACAGGGACCUGAAACCAGAAAACCUUCUGUUGGACGAGAAGAACAACAUCCGGAUCGCGGACUUCGGCAUGGCGUCCCUGCAGGUGGGGGACAGCCUGCUGGAGACCAGCUGCGGGUCCCCUCACUAUGCCUGCCCCGAAGUGAUCCGGGGCGAGAAGUACGACGGGCGCAAGGCGGACGUGUGGAGCUGCGGGGUGAUCCUGUUCGCGCUGCUGGUGGGGGCGCUGCCCUUCGACGACGACAACUUGCGGCAGCUGCUGGAGAAGGUGAAGCGGGGCGUGUUCCACAUGCCGCACUUCAUCCCGCCCGACUGCCAGAGCCUGCUGCGCGGCAUGAUCGAGGUGGACGCGGCGCGGCGCCUCACGCUUGAGCACAUUCAGAAACACAUAUGGUACAUAGGGGGCAAGAACGAGCCUGAGCCAGAGCAGCCCAUCCCCCGCAAGGUGCAGAUCCGCUCGCUGCCCAGCCUGGAGGACAUGGACCCCGACGUGCUGGACAGCAUGCACUCGCUGGGCUGCUUCCGGGACCGCAACAAGCUGCUGCAGGACCUGCUGUCUGAGGAGGAGAACCAGGAGAAGAUGAUCUAUUUCCUCCUUCUGGACCGGAAAGAAAGGUACCCCAGCCACGAGGACGAGGACCUGCCCCCCCGGAAUGAAAUAGACCCUCCCCGGAAGCGCGUGGACUCCCCGAUGCUGAACCGGCACGGCAAGCGGCGGCCUGAACGCAAGUCCAUGGAGGUGCUCAGCGUGACAGACGGUGGCUCCCCGGUGCCCGCGCGGAGGGCCAUUGAGAUGGCCCAGCACGGCCAGAGGUCCAGGUCCAUCAGCGGCGCCUCCUCCGGCCUCUCCACCAGCCCCCUCAGCAGCCCCCGGGUGACCCCUCACCCCUCUCCAAGGGGCAGUCCCCUCCCCACCCCCAAGGGGACGCCUGUGCACACGCCCAAGGAGAGCCCAGCGGGCACGCCCAACCCCACGCCGCCGUCCAGCCCCAGCGUCGGAGGCGUGCCCUGGAGAACGCGGCUCAACUCCAUCAAGAACAGCUUCCUGGGGUCGCCUCGUUUCCACCGCCGGAAACUGCAAGUUCCGACGCCAGAGGAGAUGUCCAACCUGACCCCGGAGUCGUCCCCAGAGCUGGCCAAGAAGUCCUGGUUCGGGAACUUCAUCAGCCUGGAGAAGGAGGAGCAGAUUUUCGUGGUCAUCAAGGACAAGCCCCUGAGCUCCAUCAAGGCUGACAUCGUCCACGCCUUCCUGUCGAUCCCCAGCCUCGGCCACAGCGUCGUCUCCCAGACCAGCUUCCGGGCCGAGUACAAGGCGACAGGCGGCCCGGCCGUCUUCCAGAAGCCGGUCAAGUUCCAGGUGGACAUCACCUACACCGAGGGCGGGGCGGCGCACAAGGACAACGGCAUCUACUCCGUCACGUUCACGCUCCUGUCAGGCCCGAGCCGCCGCUUCAAGAGGGUUGUGGAGACCAUUCAGACGCAGCUCCUGGGCACGCACGACCAGCCCACCGCCCAGCACCUGUCAGACCCCACUAACUGUGUGGAUGUGACGGCGGGGAGGCUUCCCACAUGUGGCAGCCCAUUGAGUAACUUCUUUGACGUAAUUAAACAACUUUUUUCAGACGAGAAGAACGGGCAGGCGGCCCCGGCCCCCAGCGCGCCCGCCCAGCGGAGGGCCCACAGCCCGCUCGGUGACUCGGCGGCCACUGGCCCCGGCCCUGGAGGGGACGCUGAGCACCCAACGGGCAAGGACACGGCCAGGAUGGGGCCCCCCGCCGCCCGCCGCGAGCAGCCUUAG
Molecule: messenger RNA, 2253 nt
Organism: Pteronotus mesoamericanus
Lineage: Eukaryota; Metazoa; Chordata; Mammalia; Chiroptera; Mormoopidae
Gene: BRSK2
Product: BR serine/threonine kinase 2
Exons: 20
Coding region: 40-2253 (737 amino acids)
Biological process (GO): protein phosphorylation; microtubule cytoskeleton organization; intracellular signal transduction
Cellular component (GO): cytoplasm
Molecular function (GO): protein serine/threonine kinase activity; ATP binding; tau-protein kinase activity
Source: RefSeq, a predicted model, not a curated record